Messenger RNA from Tetrahymena thermophila SB210, 717 nucleotides. RefSeq names its product carbonic anhydrase. NCBI's taxonomy places the organism in Eukaryota, Ciliophora, Oligohymenophorea, Hymenostomatida, Tetrahymenidae. The transcript has a single exon. Gene Ontology annotation, molecular function: zinc ion binding; carbonate dehydratase activity. Gene Ontology annotation, biological process: carbon utilization. The record is from RefSeq and is a predicted model, not a curated record.
AUGAAUAGUUUUAGAAAGCUUUUAAAAGGUCCUGGCUUCUCUUAUUGCUUGUAGAACAAAAGAAUUUCUGAGAUCCAAAGAUUGAUUUAAAAUAAUGUAGAGUGGUCAAAAAAUAUCAUAAAAGAAGAUCCAAAAUUUUUUGAUGAGCUAGCCAAAUAAUAAACACCUAAAUUUUUAUGGAUUGGUUGCUCAGAUAGUAGAGUGGCUGCUGAGAGAUUAACAGGGACUCAUCCUGGAGAAUUGUUUGUUCAUAGAAAUGUUGCAAACUAAGUCAUCCACACUGACUUAAACUGUCUUUCAGUAGUUCAAUUUGCUGUAGACGUUUUGAAAGUAAAGCAUGUUAUUGUUUGUGGGCACUAUUCAUGUGGUGGUGUAGCUGCUUCAAUCACUAAUCCCAAACUUGGAUUAAUUAAUAACUGGAUUUUGCAUAUUAGAGAUUUAUACUUGAAGCAUUAAGAAUAUUUAAAAAAGUUCGAAGGCUAAGAACAAGUUGAUAAAUUGUGUGAGAUUAAUGUUGCUGAGUAGGUUUACAAUCUUGGAAACAGCACAAUCAUGUAGGGAGCAUGGGAUAGAGGUUAAUAGGUAUAUAUUCAUGGUUGGAUUUAUGGAGUAAAGGAUGGUAGAGUUACAGAUUUAGACCUCCAAGCUUGUAACUCUGAAGAACUUGUCAAAAAAUACUAUUCUUAUAUUAACAGUUUAAAAAAUUCAAAUUAAUGA